Melampsora larici-populina 98AG31 is the source of this 429-nucleotide messenger RNA. RefSeq lists its product as uncharacterized. The record is from RefSeq and is a predicted model, not a curated record. NCBI's taxonomy places the organism in Eukaryota, Fungi, Basidiomycota, Pucciniomycetes, Pucciniales, Melampsoraceae. The transcript is spliced from 2 exons. Bases 1 to 429 code for a protein of 142 amino acids.
AUGCCUGGCAUCUUGCAAAUCUGCACUUCAGCAGUCCCAACUCCCAUGACUUCCUCUGGACCUGCUCCCACAGCAACUACCUCAUCGUCAUCCCCUGCUUCCACUGCCACAUGUGAUCCUUCCAGUAAAGUCCCGGCAACCGCUCCUGCAUGUGUUAAGAAAUGUGCCACUAUCAAGAUCAAGGAGGGUUACUGCACAGACAAGAAUGUUUUCAAUCAAGCUUACCAACAAUGUCUAAAGUACGUGCUUCAACCAAGACCCACCAGAUCUUUUGCCGCAAUGCCAUCUACUAAUCCUGUCCUGCACAAACCUACCAUCAAGCCAGGGACAACUGCAAUGGCAAGGACUCAUCCACUGGGAUGCAAUAUAAAUUCAACAACCUUUUCCGGACACCUUGCAGAUCAGGUCAAAGACUUCCUCCUUCUUUAA